This is a messenger RNA of Actinia tenebrosa (Australian red waratah sea anemone), 1563 nucleotides long. Its product is annotated as protein scribble homolog. Gene Ontology annotation, cellular component: cell junction; basolateral plasma membrane. Gene Ontology annotation, molecular function: protein kinase binding; calcium ion binding. NCBI's taxonomy places the organism in Eukaryota, Metazoa, Cnidaria, Anthozoa, Actiniaria, Actiniidae. Gene Ontology annotation, biological process: cell-cell adhesion; embryo development; receptor clustering. The record is from RefSeq and is a predicted model, not a curated record.
UUUAUCUUUUCAUUUCAAGGCAAGAUCGGUGAUUUUGGGUUCACCAUGAUGGGUGGUCGUGGUGAUAUUGAUGAUCCUGAUGACUAUGGUGAUCCAGGGAUAUACGUUGAGGAAGUAACCCCAGGAUCUUCUGUAGAAAGAAGCAUGGAGGCAGGAGAUCAGAUACUCAAAAUAGGCAAUGUACCUGUGUUGGACGUUCCUCUCUACGUGGCUUUAAACUUGAUACGAGCAGCUGACGAGCGAAUUGUCAUUCACAUUUUAAAACACCCUGAUAAUAUGAUGUUACAAAUACCAGAAGACUCUGAUGACAGCGGUCCUAACCUUGAAGACGAGGUGGAAGAUGAAGUAGGAGAACUUGCAGAAGUUAGCUCGACUAUGUCUAAGUUUUCCAAGGCUUCAAAGGGGUCAAAAUCAUCAAAAGUUUCAAACUCGACAGUUGUGAUGAUGGAUGAGACAGAUAUGGGAGAAGAGGUUGAAGUGGGCUUUAUGAGCGGAAGACCAGGUCACCUGGAUGACUUAGACUUUGAGUUUGCUGGAGGUAAAGACCAACCUUUCCUACCCAAGAAUGGCGGGAUAUUCAUUACCAGGGUUAAGUUUGGUAGUAUCUUAGAAGAAGCGAUAGUCCCAGGAGACAGGAUAAUCAAGGUAGAUGGGGUUAACGUGACAAAUGCUACGCAAGGAAAAGUAAUGGAUUUAAUCAAAUUUGCUGAUAGAAGGGUUCUGCUGCAUAUCAAGAAAGUUAGUCAUGACCAGCUGGAGAAAAAAAACUCAUCAAACGUAAGCCAAAAAUUUGACGCAGAAAAGCUGGAAGAAUACGCUAAUGCUUUUGAGGGGUACUGUAAAGGAACGAAUCAAAAAAUCGAAGCAUCAGUACUACCAAGACUAUGCCGAGCCCUUGGGUUCAACUUAACUGCAAAGGACGUGGAGUACAUGGCGACAGCCAAUCACAACGGCACAGGCAGAAUCACAUUUCCCGAAUUUCUGCAGAUGAUAACAUAUAUUUCAUCCCAUCAACAAAARGACGCCGAUAUUUUAGAGGCAUUUGGCGUAUUUGACCCAGAAGGACAGGGUUAUUUUUCUGUCAAUGAACUUAAAGAAGCUUUCCAGCUAAUGCCUGGAUACACAUCCAUUUCUGAAGAUGAAAUGGAGAACAUUUUGAAAAUAGCUGACUCUAACAAUGAUGGCAAAGUCUAUUACCAAGAUUUCAAGGACUUAGUUCUUCCCAUUUUUCAUCGGUACUGAUCAACUACUAUUCAUAGAAUAAACAACACGACUUCCUAUAAUAAACUCAAUAUGAAAGUCACAACACAGCGCCUAAAAAAAGUCAAUAAUGUGUGUCACAUUUCAAAUCAGUAAAACUUUUCAACCAAACUGUAGCUUGAGGAUGCUCACAGCAGGUGAAACUGUAACUGGUAAGACAUCUCAAGUCCAUCAUAGYURUCAAGCGGUUUAAACAWGUAAAAUGUAUUUACCAAUAAUCCUUGCCGGUCUCAGCUUCGUAUCUUYCAGGUUACUAACGUUUUUGAAAUAAAAAGGUUGAUUGCCAAUCUACUUAUACAGAAA